AUGUAUGCCUUGACUGGACAUAAAUGCCUGGAACUUGCUUUUGCGAUGUCACUUCUCUAUUGGGCAGACUGCAGCCCCUCUCCGCAGGAUGAUUUGGCUCCCCUUGAAUUGCAGUUCCAUUCUUUGGACUUCAGAAAUGUCUUACACUGGAAACAUCCACACAAAGCUGUCAAGAACCUGACAUAUUCUGUUCAGCAUAAAAUAUACGGAGACAAGGAGUGGACUAACUCUGAACACUGUCAGGGCAUCCGGUUGCUGGAGUGUGACCUGAGCCAGGCAACGUCAGAUCCCAGAGAAUGGUACUAUGCCAGGGUCCGUUCCUUGUCCUCUGAGGGCUUCUCAUCAUGGGUCCUUAGCCACAGGUUUUACCCUCAGUGGGAAACCAAUUUCAGCCCACCGCAGAUAAAGGUGACCGUGACAGGACGGAUCAUUUCAGUGCAAAUCAGACCUCCGAGGACACCACUGCAAGGACAGAGGGGCUCUAGGAUACGAGUGACAAAACUGCAGAAACUGACAUUUAGAAUAUACCUAAUACACAAUGAUGUAGAAGAGGAAGUUUAUGAAACAGACAGUUGCUCCAAGGAGCUUGUGAUCGAGGGGUUACGUCCGAAAACCACCUACUGCCUUCAGGCUGUGUCCGUUACCCCUCGCUCAGGCCGCAAAAGCUUACGGAGUCUCAGCACCUGCAUCAGCACUCAUUGAAGGCUUAGUGUCUCCCACAGGGUGAGGCUGCUUCUGGACCUUUGUUCAACAUGAAAAUUACACACAUACACACUACAUAGUGGAAUGUCUGCAAUUUUUCACCAAGGUCACGUUUACUAUAAGCCUGGCUUUGCCUUUAGGUUACAUUAAAGCUGAAGUGUGUAAUUUCUGCACCACUAGCACCAUCAGCAAAAUAAUGACCGUUUACACACAGGUUUCCUGAGCACUCAUCUUGAAUUGGGUGGACAAAGAAAUGGUGCCACCCUCAAAUCACACCACUGGCUUGAGCCAACAGCAGUGGAAAGCAUUUACACUCGUUUUUUUCUCAGGGAAAUCAACAAAUGGCUUACUUGAAGAUAUUUAGUAUUAAGUUCGCUUUUUUAUUAUUAUUAUUAAAAUAUA
Sinocyclocheilus rhinocerous is the source of this 1104-nucleotide messenger RNA. Its product is annotated as interleukin-22 receptor subunit alpha-2-like. The record is from RefSeq and is a predicted model, not a curated record. NCBI's taxonomy places the organism in Eukaryota, Metazoa, Chordata, Actinopteri, Cypriniformes, Cyprinidae. Gene Ontology annotation, molecular function: protein binding; cytokine receptor activity. The transcript is spliced from 6 exons. Gene Ontology annotation, biological process: cytokine-mediated signaling pathway. Gene Ontology annotation, cellular component: plasma membrane. Bases 1 to 702 code for a protein of 233 amino acids.